Chelonus insularis is the source of this 1669-nucleotide messenger RNA. RefSeq names its product adenosine deaminase 2-like. Gene Ontology annotation, molecular function: adenosine deaminase activity. The record is from RefSeq and is a predicted model, not a curated record. Gene Ontology annotation, biological process: inosine biosynthetic process; adenosine catabolic process. NCBI's taxonomy places the organism in Eukaryota, Metazoa, Arthropoda, Insecta, Hymenoptera, Braconidae. Bases 116 to 1669 code for a protein of 517 amino acids. The transcript is spliced from 3 exons.
AUAUGUAUCACCUGACUUGACUAUUUUGGUCUAUAAAAGAAUAUCGAUAAGUUUCAGAAAGUAUCAGUUUAAAAAGUAGUAGCGAAUAGGUUAUUUAGAGAAAUAGUCAGUAAUCAUGAAUGAAAUAAAUAAAAUCAUAUGGCUCCUAUUGCUCAUCCAAAAAAUAAAUUCAGAAUUGGAUAAUACCUAUUGGAUAAAACGUCUCAUAUUACAACAAAAUGAGCGCAAUCGGACUUUUGGUGGAAAUCUUAUGAUGAAUCACGAAGAAAGCAAAGUUAAUAAUAUUCUCAUGCAUUAUAAGAAACAAGAAAUUUAUGAAGCUUUCACAAACUCUAGGAAUUUCCUUCCAAGUAGAAAUUUUAUGCAAGUACGAGAUAAGAUAGAACAAUCUAUAGUCUACAAAAUUAUUCAGGCCAUGCCAAAAGGAGCUGUACUGCAUUCUCAUGGAACUUCUGCUGUUUCUUCUGAAUGGAUAUUUAAUAAUGUCACAUACAGAGAACAUCUCUAUGCAUGUGACAAAAAUGGUUUUUUGGCUUUAAAGUUCUUCGAGAAGCCUUCGAAUGAUUGCAAUUGGCAGUUACUCAGUGAGUUACGCAGCCAUGAAGAUCAAGCUGAUGCUAUUAACACCAAAAUACGUAACCAACUAUCCAUGAUGACUACUAAUCCUGAUGAAACUUAUCCUACCAACAAUGAUGCAUGGAAUAAAUUCGAACAAUUCUUCAAGUUCAUCGGACCACUGUUAACAUAUAGACCUGUUCAUAGAGACCAUUUUUAUCAAGGGCUUGAAGAAUUAUAUGAAGACAAUGUUUUAUAUUUGGAACUUCGAUCUACAAUACCAAAAUUAUAUGACCUAAAUGGAACUGAAUAUGGUCCUCUUGAAACUAUGAAAAUUUAUUAUCAAACUACUGAAAGAUUUAGAGAAGAACAUGAAGACUUUGUUGGAGUAAAAAUUAUAUAUUCACCACAUAAAAAUGGUCUAACAGAAGAUGUAUUCAAAAAAAUAAAUUUAACUUCAUCUCUUAUGAAAAAAUAUCCAGAUUUUUUUGCUGGUUUGGACUUGGUAGGCCAUGAGGAUAGAUUAGUGCCUAUUAAAAAAUAUAUUCCAGGAUUAUCGCAUCUCAUUAACAAAGUUAAAUUUUACUUUCACGCUGGAGAAACGAACUGGUACGGAUUAGCAUCAGAUGAAAACUUGUUAGAUGCAAUCUUACUGAACACUACGAGAAUUGGUCAUGGUUAUGCGGUGGUAAAACACCCAGAAGUACUUGAGAUAGUGAAACAAAGAAAUAUCCCAAUAGAGGUGUGCCCAAUUUCUAAUCAAGUGUUAGGUCUCGUAAAAGAUCUUCGAAAUCAUCCAGCAAAUAUUCUCUUUGCUUCCAAUUUCCCUGUUGUCGUAUCAAAUGAUGAUCCUGGUUUAUGGGGAUCAAAGGCACUCAGUUAUGAUUUCUAUGAAGCUUUUAUGGGCAUGAUGUCGAGAGAAGCAGACAUCAGAGCUUUGAAACAGCUUGCAAUAAAUUCCAUUGAUUACAGCAGUAUGAACGAUUAUCAAAAAGUCGUUGCCAAAGAUAUUUGGUCACAGAAAUGGAAUAAGUUUAUUCAAGACUUUUAUAACUCGGACAUAUAUUUUCAUUUUUUGCAAGCUGUCCAGAAGAAACGGAUUGCAGAUCCUUGA